Nilaparvata lugens (brown planthopper) is the source of this 3186-nucleotide messenger RNA. RefSeq names its product cytochrome P450 315a1, mitochondrial (gene sad). The record is from RefSeq and is a predicted model, not a curated record. Gene Ontology annotation, molecular function: heme binding; oxidoreductase activity, acting on paired donors, with incorporation or reduction of molecular oxygen; iron ion binding. Bases 183 to 1625 code for a protein of 480 amino acids. Gene Ontology annotation, biological process: cholesterol metabolic process; glucocorticoid biosynthetic process; C21-steroid hormone biosynthetic process. Gene Ontology annotation, cellular component: mitochondrial inner membrane. NCBI's taxonomy places the organism in Eukaryota, Metazoa, Arthropoda, Insecta, Hemiptera, Delphacidae. The transcript is spliced from 8 exons.
GAUAAUUCACUUCUUGGAAACUGCAAGCAAAUUUUUUACAUUACCACCUGCCUCACCUGUUCAUUAUUAUACGCUUGCGUCAUCAGUCAAUUAAAUUGAAGGCGCUACCUGUUUGAAGUCAGAUACGCACGUGUCAAAAACGUUUCUUUUUGAAUUUAAUCAUUUGAAGUUUACUUUGAACCAUGGCUCCGUUGGAAAAGAUCUUCUUUGUCCUACAGUGGAUUCUGAGGAUGAUUUUGACGUUUCUCAAAUCAACUCUUGGAAAGUUGAUUGAUAUCGAUAGAAGAACCGAUGAACCACCUUCUCCCAUGGGACUGCCUGUGGUUGGCACUCUUUUCUCUCUGAUUGCUGCUGGCGGCGGCGAGUACUUGCAUUUGUACAUUGACAAACGCCACACACAGUUGGGAAAAAUAUUCAAAGAGGCUAUAGGACCCGUUGAUGCUGUAUUCGUGUCCGAUCCAAAACUUAUCAAGACAAUCUAUUCACUUGAAGGAAAGCACCCGAAACAUUUCCUGCCAGAGCCUUGGGUCUUGUACAAUGAGAAAUAUGGCAGUAAAAGAGGACUUUAUUUCAUGGAUGAUGAAGAAUGGAGAUUGCAUAGGAGAAUUUUGAACGAGUCUCUAUUGCGAUCUGAUCCGAAUGCGGGCUUGGAAGAUGUCCAUGACCAUAUUUUGUCAAAAUUUAUCAACGACUGGCAAAAGCACAUCAACAAUGAGUUUACGGUUGACGAACACUGCUUCUACAAACUAUCUAUAUCAUUUUUUGUUGCGUCGAUGAUGGGAUCGACGUAUCUAGACUAUGAAAAAUUGUUCCAAGAAGACAUUGAGGAGCUUGCGUCAUUCAUCCAUCUCAUUUUUGUUGAAAGCUGUAAUCUGCAAUUGCUGCCUGCUAAGUUGUCGGCAUUCUUGAAUUUACCGGCUUGGAGAAGAUUCGUCGAUUAUGUCAAGUCGGCACUUGAUUUAGGCAAAGUUUUGACAGAGACGAUGAUGGAGAAGUGUGAUGAGAAUAGUUUUCUCGCAAAACUGAUGAAUGAGGACAUCCCAAAAGAUAAUGUUGUCAGAGUCGUAGUCGAUCUGAUUCUUGGAGGAAGUGACACGACGUCGAACACAAUUCACUGGAUUGCCUACGAGUUGGGAAGAAAUGUUGAAGUACAGAAUAAACUCGCUGAAAACACCAACAACGCAUCACUUGUGCGAGGCAUUGUUCGCGAAACUCUGCGCCUCUACCCAGCCGCCAUUUUCAUUGCUCGAUCACUUUCCGAUGACGCAAUCAUCGGCGGAUAUCGUGUACCUGCUAAGACAUGGCUGGUGAUGUCCUCCUACACCAGUGGACGUAACCAAGAAUAUUUUCCAAACCCAGAUGAGUUUUGGCCUGAACGAUGGCUGAAGGAUGAGACGAAGCCGUCUGGGUACACCGGUGUCCUGGAUGCGUCGGCCUCUACGCCCUACGGAAUGGGAUUGAGAAGUUGUAUUGGCAGACGAAUGAGUGAAGCUCUCAUGACCUUGUUUGUCAAAAAGAUUGUAACCAAUUUCCAUCUUGUAUCAACCUGCGAAACUGAUAUUAUUCUGAGACUGGUUCCUGUUCCGAAAACUCCGGUGCGACUUCUAUUGACCGAAAGAAAGUAAUGCAAGUCAUAUUCGAUAUUUUUAUUUCAGGUUUUACUGUAUCAUUAUUUUAUUAUUCACCUUAUUAUUUUACAUAAGUUUUAUUGUAGAUUACGGGUUUUAUUUUGAUAUAGGAUCCAAAUAAGAAGUUUUAUUCUCAGGUCUUAAUAAGUUACAUUUUUUUCUAUGGUAUAUUUUCUGGUGCUAGAGACCGUACUAAAUGGUUGAAAAAGAAAAGAUAUGGUGCUACAAGUUGAAAUCAAAGUCUUUGAAAUUUGUACCAAACUUUUUUCCAUAACUCUUAUGAAAGAAUUCGACUACAUAAUUUGUUACCGUAUUCAGCGCCGAUAAACGACUGAAACAGAUUUUAUAGAUUAAUAAUGGAAAUCAAGAUGAAAAAUAUAUGUGCGAUAGUUAUAUUAUUCACGUCUGACAUCUCAAGAUAAACUAUUAAAUAUGGAUAAAUUUGUCCAUGCAUAUUUUUUAUUCUGAUAUUAUACUUCAAUGACUGAUUAUUGUAAACCGAACUUUCUUGACUGAAAAAUGAACGAUCCAUUCAGGGAUUUUCCUUCUCAUUAGUACUGAUAAAUAAUAUAAGUAGAUUUCUGUGUUAGAUAUUAGAAACUGAUUAGCAGAAGUGAAAUGCCUCCAACAAUACUGUAACGCUAUGAUUAUUCUACGUACUUACUCACCAUUUUCAAUUAUACUGGUUGAUCUCUUAUUGUUAUCCUAGUCUCUUAGAAAAUUUUCAGAAGAAUGUAUCUUCAAAUUGUAUCAGGAUGACCAAAUAUGUAGUGACUGAGCCUGCAAUCUGAUCAUAAAAAUAUUUGUCUCACAAUAUUAUACUGAGGUGUAUUAAUCUAUAAUGUUAUCACAUCGUACAGUAAGCUUCAUCAAUAUAAGCAUUGAGACAUAGAAAAUAUUUGCUUCCUUUUUAUAGUGAAUAAAGUAUAAUUUAAUGAAUCAUAGCAAACCUUUUCAAGACUUGACCGAUUUCAAAAGCUUUUUCACAUCUACCUCGAUUACAAAUAUCUCAACUAUUCAAAGAAGAAAUAAUAUUCACAUAGAUAAAUACAUACUUCAUAAGCCUUAUUAGUAGUAGGAAGCAUAAACAUAUACGAUUGGUAGUUUUAGGUUUUUCGUCAUGUUUUAUCUCGACUGGUACUGUACUGUACAUUUGAAUGCCAUGACAAACUCAAUAGCUUUUAAAUGUUAAUUCAUCACCUUUUUUAUAGAUAAAAGGCAAAAUAAUAUUUUUGUAACUUGUAGGUAUUUUAAAAUUUUAUAUAAUAGAAAAAAGAAUAAAUUUUUAAAUAAUCUUAUAUGUGAUUAGUGAUUUUCAUUUAUCAUUAAAAGUAAGAGUCUCUAAUAUUAUCAUUAGCUUAUUAUUUCAUAUCCACCUGAAGAUUUUCUAUGUAUAAGUUACUAUUUUUAAAAUUAAUUAUUAGAAAAAAGACUAAUUCUCUUUGUAUUAGUAAUCGUAAUGGAACAAUAUGUAUUAGAUGUUCCACUCUUUGUAACUUGAUUUUAUUAAUAUACUUUAUAUAAUGCAUUUUAAAAUAAAAACUGAAAAUUAAACCAU